Messenger RNA from Amphiprion ocellaris (clown anemonefish), 8888 nucleotides. RefSeq names its product mitogen-activated protein kinase 8 interacting protein 1a (gene mapk8ip1a). Bases 1322 to 3475 code for a protein of 717 amino acids. The transcript has 12 exons. Gene Ontology annotation, biological process: regulation of JNK cascade. The record is from RefSeq and is a predicted model, not a curated record. Gene Ontology annotation, molecular function: protein binding. NCBI's taxonomy places the organism in Eukaryota, Metazoa, Chordata, Actinopteri, Pomacentridae. Gene Ontology annotation, cellular component: cytoplasm.
AAUGACCACAAAGAGGCACAGAAGAGAAACAAAACCUCUGAAAAACACACAAAACAAAUAGAAAGGGACAUGAAAUGACCACAGACCAAAGCAAAUAGCACCCAGGAUGGCAGACAAAGAUGCAAAACAACCAAACGUUACACAAAAUCACCUGAAAGUGGCAAAAUUGUUGAGAAAACCAAAAACGGCCAACAGACCCAAGACGGCUGCAGAAAGAUUUAAAAUGACCUUAAAGAAUCCAAAAACAACCAAAAGAGACACAAAAUGAAAACGAGAAACCAAUGUGAGAGACGCAAAACAACCAAUAGUGACACAAAAUGACCUUAAAGUGACAAAAUGACAUUAAAGACACCAAAGACGGCUACACAAAGAUGGAAAACAACUGAAUGGACACACAAUGACCUUAAAGAGAAAAACUUUUGAAGAGAAAACGAAAACGGAAAACCAAUAGUGACACAAACUGACAAAGUGGCAAAAGUUUAUUUAAAAAAAAAAAAAAAAAAAAGGUCAAAAACAACCAAAACAGACCCAAGACGGCUGCAGAAAGAUACAAGACAACUAAAUAGCCACAAAAUGACCUUCAAGAGUCCAAAAACAACCAAAAGAAACACAAAAUGAAAAUAAGAAACCAAUGUGAGAUGCAAAACAACCAAUAAUGACCUUAAAGUGGCAAAAUUACAUUAAAGAGACCAAAAACAGACCCAAGACAGCUACACAAACAUACAAAACAACUAAAUGGACACAAAAUGACCUGAAAGAGACCAAAUCACGUACACAAUAUGACCCCAAAGAGACACGAAACAUACAAAACAACCUAAAAGAGAUGCAAAACGACAAUGAAAUGAGACAAAAUCACAAUAAAGCGACCAAAAAACAGCCACAAAUGGACACAAGAUGAACUUAACCACUAAAACGUGUCACCACUGUCAAGAUUUUACCAGCAAUUUUAAUGAAUCUUCUGAUACAGGAUGAUAAUUUUAGUGUGAAACCCACUGGACUGCUAUCAGAAACUGAGCCGACUGUAGACUGUUUUUUUAAUAAGAAACCACCAAGUUUACCUACAACCUUCAUGGUUUCUACACUUCAUGUCCACAAAUAAACCAGCAUUUCUCAUUGGACUAUAAAACUAAACUUGUCUUUUCAUGUUUGUGUAUCUUAGAAGUGGCGAAUUACUCUGAGAGCUGCAUAGAAGCGGUAAAGAUCUUCGUCCGUCCCCAUGUGAACCAUCUAAGUUCUGACCUCCACCCAGCAGGAGGCACUGUAGAGAAAUCACAGCUUUAGAUCAGCUGCUGUCUGGAACUGAUAAAGUCUUCAGAAAUGCAUGAAACUGGACUCCAUCAACAACAACUCUUUAGGAAAGAAGGACAGCUGGAAGGACUCCCACUCUUCCUCCCCACACAUCACAGGGGAUCUAACACCUCCGGAUGUCCAACCAAAGGCCGAGGACAAAGUCCGGCCGGCCUCUCAGCGCCGACCGGCACCAAAACCCCCCACGGCCAACGGAUCCAGAUCCAACGGUCCGGCCGCCGCCACCACAGAAGCACGAGCUCGACCACGAGAGCGACCGGCGUCCGGGGCGACACAGACCUCCAGCACCCCGAGGAGUCAACGUAGAGCUGCAGCAGGAGGAGGAGGAGGAAGAGGAGGAGGGAGAGGAGCCACGGCGAUGAGAGAGAGGAGUCAUGUGGACGUCAGAGGGAAGGACGGACCGGCGGAGAGACGAGGAGGACGGCUGUGUGAGGAGACCAAGUCCAGGGACAGGAAUGGACACCAGAGACCCAGAGAGGCCAACGGACUGAAGGCCAGGGCGGCCGAUGGACGAGGGAAGGGAGGCGCUAAAGGAGGCAACAGGGCAGCGGGCAACAAGCUGAACAAUGUGCUGAGCAACCAGGAGGUCUACCUGCCUGCCAUGGUGGUCCCACGCACACCUGUAGCACCGAGGAACCAGGACAAGAACCAAGACCAAGGCCAAAACCAUGACAGGACCCAGGACAACCCCCCGGCUCUGUCCCGGUCCAGCAGUGAGGGGGGGUCCAACAGGAUGUCUCUGAGCUCCGACACCGAGGGUCCCCCCCCAGGACCUCUGCAUCCAUCCCUCUCCCACCGAACCAACCCAGACAUCAGCGAGGAGGAUGGGGAGGGAGACCCGACUCCCUGCCUGAACGUCCCAGAUGGUCUGACCCUCGCAGGUGGUGACCAAGCAGACACGGACUGUACCAAGUCAGAGUUGAAAGGGGAGAUGGAUGUCGGUAACUCUGUGGUGGACUGUGUGGCUGCUCGGACUGUACCAAAGAGCGAAGCUGCAGCAGGGUUGAACUACGACUCGGUUAAAUACACGCUGGUGGUGGACGAACAUGCUCAGCUGGAGCUGGUCAAACUCAAAGACUGUUUCCACGGUUACAACGAGCACAACGAUGACAGCGACACCGAGACCGUCUACCAGUCGGCCAAUGAGGAGGAAGAUCCAGAGUACAAGGAGGAGAGGAAGAGGAGCGAGGAGGCCAAGAAGCAAGAGAGGAGGAAAGAGGAGGAGAAGCGAAGAAAGGAGGAAGAGGAGGCGAAGAAGAGGAGGGAAGAGGAUAUAAAGAGGAGGCGGGAGGAGGAGGUGAAGAGGAGGAGGGAGGUUGUAGCUAGAAUCUGCAAACAGUCCAAGGUGACAUCAACCACGACUUCAGAGGAAGACGAAUCUAAUGGAGGAAGAGGCGGAGCUCCCAGAAGCAGGAAGUUCCUCAACCUGUUCGGCAACAACAACAGCAGUAAUUACAGUGCCACUGGUGCCGGUUCCUUCGGUAUGUUCUCCUGUGUUCUGGACGGUGUGGAGAGGCAGCAGAGCCACAGAGCCGUCUACAGGUUCGUCCCCCGUCACGCUGAUGAGCUCUACCUGGAGACGGACGACCCGGUUCUGAUGCUGACCCAGUCCGAGGAUCUGUGGUGUCAGGGCUACAACAUGAGGACCGGAGCCACCGGCAUCUUCCCCGCCUUCUACGCCGUCAGGGUGCCCAGAGAGAUGAACCAGGUCCAGGCAGACGGAUGGACGGACAAGUUCAUGGUCAGAUUUCUGGGUUCAGUUCAGGUCCCCAUCCACACCGGCAACGACGUGCUGAGUGCUGCCAUGCAGAAGGUAGCUUGUAACAGGCGAUCAGCAGGUCAGCCUCCGUCAGCUUGUGUUCUGGAAGUCAGCGUUAAAGGAGUGAAGAUCAGCGUCCAGGAUCAGUGUCAUUCUGCUCACAGGGGCGAACAGUGUUUCCAUUUCUUCCAGUUGAAGAACAUCUCAUUCUGCGGCUGUCAUCCUAAACACAGCAAGUAUUUUGGUUUCAUCACCAAACAUCCCGACCAGCAGCGCUUCGCCUGCCACGUGUUGAUGUCAGAAACAACAUUACAUCCUCUGGCUGAGUCUGUGGGGAGGGCGUUCCAGCAGUUCUACAAGGAGCACAUCGGCUACUCGUGUCCCACUGAAGACAUCUUCAUCGAGUGACGUCGUCACCGUGAACCUCACUACGUGCAUGGAAGCCUGGUCUUACACCGACUGGACCACCGAUAUAUAUCUCCUCUGCAUGGUGGAUUCUUUGUUUCUGCAGCUGCAUCCGGUGAUACAGCGAGCUUCUCCUUCCUUCGGCCACGUCUCAGUAUCAUAAAUACCUCGAACGGAUGGAUGGGAGCGAACGACAUGAUGUAAGCCCAACACAAAUAUCUAUUUUAUAAGCAGAAAUGACUUACAUGUAACUAUGUGUAGAUAUUAAACCUCUCAGACAACCUCCUCUGCCCUGCAAAGCCACAACACAGUAGCUGCACUUUAGCUAAAUUUAAACCUAAAUCUGACGUCUUCUAUCAACAUCUGGCUGGUGAAAUUUAGCUGCAGAUCAAUUUUACUGCUCCGACAUGUUUUUAUUAUCAUAGAAUAACGCAGCAGCUGAAUUAUAACAGAUGAAAAUAACCGACAAGAUAAAGAAGUGGUGCUAAAAGCGAACUAAUCCAGCUCAGCAGAGCAGCAGUGAGAGCAGCCCGAUGGUUUUAUUCCAUUAAACUGCUUUUAAAUCACAUAUUCAAGUGUUUAAAUUUGAGUUUCAGGGUUUCUGAUUGUGCCGUUGCUGUUUGGUGGCUCUGCAGAGCCAGAUAAAGUUAAUUUAAUAACAUUAAAAUUCUUGGUUUGCAACCAGAGCUUCAAUCAGUAAUAAGAGACAGUUUGGUUCAUCAGCCAUGUUAGCAGCUGUGUGAGUCUGAACAGUGUUUGUUGGUCUGAAACUAAACCAGAUGAAAUGACAGGAGGUGUGAAGUUUUUACUAAUUUAUCCUCCUGUAGCUGAUCAGCAUGGAUGGUUUAUGGAAGGAGCCAAUCUAAUGACCACAAGUACACUCAAAUCAGCAAGAAAGAGACACAAAAACAUGACAAAAACAACUAGAAAGAUAGGAAAAUAAACACAAAGAGAUGCAAAUGGACUACAAAAAGACUUCCAAUGACCAAAGAGAUACAAAGCAACUACAAAGAGAUGCAAAUGGACUACAAAAAGACUUAAAAUGACCAAAGAGUCACAAAACAACUGUAAAGACAAGCUAAAGGAAUACAAAGAGACACAAAAAACCUACAUAGAUUGACAAAAGUAACUAUAAACUGAUGCAAAAUGACUGGACAGAGACAGGAAAUGGUCACAAAGAGACUCAAAAUUACCACGAAGUGAUUUUAAAAAAAAACACCUACAGAAAUACGAAACAACCACAAAAUAACUUAAAACCACCAAAGACAAAAAGAAGACAAAAAAAACUUAUAAAGACUAACGAGAGAGAUGUAGAAUCACAACAAGCAGACAAAAGAAGACUACACAAGUAACAACAGAGACAAAUCGACUAAAUGUCCACAAGCAAACACAAAUUAACCAGAAAAAAACUCAAAAUCACCAAAAAGAGAUGAAAACACAGUAUAAAAUGUGUCAAAACGACCACAAAGAGAACCAAAAUAAGUAUAAAGAGACACAAAACAACCACAAAAAGAUUUAAAAGCAUCAAAAAACACUACAGACCAACAAAUGCUGACAACACAAUUAUAAAAAGAUGCAAAAAUGACUACAAAUUGAUGAAAACAACUACAAAGACAUAAAAUGACUAUAAAGGGACAUCAAAAACUUACGACUGACAAAACAACUAUAAAGAGACACAAAAUUACGACAGACACAAAACUACUCUAAAGAGACCCAAAAUGACCACGAAAUGAAAGAAAAUAACCACAAAACGACUUAAAAGCAUCAAAAAAAAGUAAAACAGUACAAAAAGCAUCAAAAAUAAUGACAAACAACUAUAAAGAGACACUAUAAACAUACAGAGGCUAACAGCACAACUACAAAGAGAUGCAAAAAUGACUACAAAAUGAAGAAAACCACUACGGAGACAUAAAAUGACCACAAAAAAAACUCAGAAUGACCACUAAGAGACCAAAACAACUAUAGAGACACACAAAAUGACCAUAAAGAGACAAAAAACAACCACGGAAAGACUUAAAAUCAUCAAAAAAGACCAAAAUAGUACAAAAUAACAACAAACAACUCCAAAGACAUGCAAAAAUGACUACAAAAUGGUAAAAACAAUUAGAGACAUAAAAUGACCAUAAAGAGACAGAAAAUAACCACAAAAACACUGAAAAUCAUUUUAAAAAGCGUUACAAAAAGCAUCAAAAUAAUGACAAACAACAAGAAAGAGAUCCAAAAAUGACUACAAAAUGGCUAAAACAACUAUAGAGACAUAAAACGACCAUACAAUAAACUCAAAAUGACCACAAAGAGACAAAAACCCACCAGAAACAGAUGAAUCCACGGCGCUAACAUGGCUGACACAACAUUUCAUUCUUUAAGCUUCUAAAACUGUCUUUCCUAGUGUUGAAAACUGAAAAAUGAUGCUCUGGGAACGUAAAUUAAACAUUUAAUAACAACCUUAUUAGUUAAUAAAAUUAACAGUUAAUGUGUGAAACAUGAACUUGAGUAAAACUUGAUCUGUAUUUUACGGCUAAAUUCUUGGAAACUUUAUUCAUAAUUUGUAAAAAUCAGUCGGUAUGUAGCUGUAAAUAUCAAGUUUAUUUCCAAGUAAAGCUUCACUGCAACACUUUCUUCAUUUCCUUUUAAGUUAAAUCCAAGUUCUGUUGACUUUUCUUGGAAAUAUUGUUGAAUUUAAAGCUAAAUAUUUUCAGAUUUUUAUUCCAUUGUACAGAAAGUUUCAAAUAAAUUAGCCUCAAUGAGUUUUCUUAAGCUCAAAAACGAAUCUUGAACCCAGUUUGCAAACCUGUGGCUGUCUGUAUGAGAGUUUAAUGACUGAAGUUAAACCUUAAGAAAGUAUUAAACAUUUAGAAAUGAAAUUCUGCAUGAAUUUAAAGCAGGAUCGGUAGCAGAAUGUAGCUGCUCGUGUAACAUUAGUAGGUUUUUACCUGCUUCUCCCUUCAUCCUCUGGACCAAAAUGUUGAGUUCAAGCAACAGAUUUUCGUGAGACUUGCAUGAAGGUUUCAGGUUAAAGACAUUAUUAACAUUGAUUCCCCUGCAAGGCUUCAAAGGAUGAAAAAAACUAAACCGGACCUGCUUGUUUCUUUGCACAGACGAGGACAGAUUUUUAAAAAAAUAAAAGUAUAAAUGUGUAUUUUUAACCCCCAGACAUGACAAUCUGCUGUUGUUGACUGUGAAGGUGCCUCAUUUCUCUUUUUGCUGCUUUUACUUUCUUCUUCCAAAACGACUACGAACCCUCCGCUGGGUUCGUCGAGGCCCGAAGGACGCCGUGCAAUUCAGAGUGUGAUGAUGGAGGAGGGCGGUUCACUGUGCAGUCUGUCCAUCUGUCCACUUUCAGCUUCCUCUGCAUCGACCGCUCAAAUCUGGAGAGUACAAGUUAGCCUAGAGAUGCUAGUUACUUUAUAUCCGACAACUUUAAUCCGGUUCUGCUGUUAGAAUCGAGAUGUUGGGGGUUCUACAGCUGUAAAAGUUAAAAUACUGACUGUAAAAAUCAUCCAAAUUGUCGUAAAGCAUCAAAUUUAGCAUGAACAUUAGCAACUUUAGCAAAAAAAAAUGCUAGCCAUGCAUCAACAUCAACUUUGUUUCACACGUUUUUAAAAUGAAACUGUUGAUGACAGAGAUUCUACAGCUGCCAAAUUUGGAGAAGAGACUAAAAAAAAUUAUCCAAAUUGUCAUAAAGCAUCAAAUUUAGCAUGAGCAUUAGCCACUGUAGACCAAAAAAUGUUAGCCAUGCAUGAAUAUCAACUUUGUUUCACACAUUUUUGUAUGAAACUGUUGAUGAUAGAGAUUCUACAGCUGCCAAAAUUGGAAAAGAAAAAAAAUCAUCAAAAUUGUCAUUAAAGUAUAAAACUUGGCUUGUUUAUCUCGUUUUGGAGCUAUUUUAGGAAAGAAAAAACAUUAGCCAUGCAAAGAUAUUUCAAGAUGGUGGACAUUGGCGUCAAAUUUUUGGACUUUUAGGAGUAUCUACAUUUUUACAAUAUUACUAUCUUUGUUUCAUACAUUUUUGUAUGAAACUGUUAGAACCUGACAGAGAUGGUCGAGGUUCUACAGCUGCCAAAAUUAAAAUAAAAAUGCAAAAUGUGAUAUAAAUAUUACAUUUUGUAUGUGCCUUAGUUAUAUCAGGUCACGCUAGACAAAAACGCUACCCACAUGUAAAUUUUUCAAGAUUACAGACAUCUUUUAACUUCAGUUUUUGUGAUUUAACUUGUUUGAUACAUCUUUGACAGCUUAGAGUUAGAUUGUAGCAAGCAGACUGUCGUGAUUCAUAAAAUAUUUCCCUGAACUGAUCCACGUGGGGCAGAAAAACCUCCUCUCUUGUUUAUCUCCGUGUGUUAUUGAUCCUGUCUAAGUGCAUAUUCCAUAAAACUGGACGGUUAAACUGUUUAGCCUCAAAUAGCCUCUCAUGCAGCUGCGGUGAAGUUAGCAUCCAUUUGUAAUUAAAUGCAUUUCCUUUCAUUGAACACCAGGGGGCGCGGUCUGUGAAUUAUUAUAUUAUAAUACAUAUUUUAUUAUGAUUUAAGCUAGCUGUUGUUCUAGAGAUCAGCCUUAUUUCAAGCAGCUUAAAAGCUAAACAGAAACUAGCCGGCUAAUGUAGUUUAGCAUUUAGCGGCUAAAGAUUUACGGAGUCAGAUUUGUGUUAAACUGAUCAAAGAAAACUUCUUAAACAUGAAGCAAAAAAGAAUUUCAGAUAGAAUUAAAAAACUCAUUACUUGCAAACUAAUUAUUUUUACAGUUGCGUAUAUUAUUGAUCUUCAUUUUGUUUGCAGUAAAGAUCCAUUUCUCGAGGGGUGGUGGAGACCAAAACAGAACUAAAAGCUAAUUUAUCAGCAACAAAAACAUCAGCUGAUGCGGCUUUAAGAUCCACGAUUUGAGUAUUUUGGCUUUCUAGCUAAUGAGAAGUUGAUCCACCAGGUUUGAGCAGUCGAUGGAAACGAAGCCCGACAUGUUUUGUGUUUGAAUCAGUGCCUAUUUUCUUUUUUUAUUCAGUUCUCUGGUGUCGUGAUGAUGAUGAUGAUGAUGAUGACCAUCCUCUGUAUUAACUGUCCAGAUUUUUCUCCGAUCGCAGAACCAGAAGCAGAAACUCGUGUAGCUCAGUCGACUCGGUGCAUCUCGGACGGUUGCCCUGGAAACAGCGUGACCGAGGAGAGGUGGAGGUUGUGGGUUUCCACGGCAACCAUCCGAGAUGCUUCACGGCGAGCUGCUCCGGCGGAAAGUGUGUCCUUCCUCCAUGUUUCUGUGAGGACGGACUGUACAUACGUGAGCAGUGUCAGACAUCCUGUAUAGAAGCUGUAUGUUUGUAUAGAUUAUUAUUGUAUGCCGUCGGGUAUAACACCGCAUGAUAUCUAUGUUGUAAAAUGAAGACGAGACUGAUGGUGGCUGUUCUUGUCAAUAAAUCACGUUUACAACUGCA